Strongylocentrotus purpuratus (purple sea urchin) is the source of this 1116-nucleotide messenger RNA. RefSeq lists its product as uncharacterized. Gene Ontology annotation, molecular function: protein binding. Lineage: Eukaryota; Metazoa; Echinodermata; Echinoidea; Camarodonta; Strongylocentrotidae. Bases 1 to 1116 code for a protein of 371 amino acids. The record is from RefSeq and is a predicted model, not a curated record. The transcript is spliced from 5 exons.
AUGUCACCUUCAACCACACAAAUUGAAGUCAGCUGGGAACUGUCAUCCAGCCUAUGCUCCCCUGACUACUAUAUCAUACGUUAUAGUCUCUAUCAGAAGCUUGCCUGCUCUUCACCAGAAACCAACCCAACAGAGUUUGAAUUGAACACCAAUGUCACACAAUACAAUCUAACUGGGUUGGAGCCUUACUCGCGAUACCAGAUCACAGUUACAGCUGUAAAUGGUACCGGGCAGAGUGAACCCACGAUCGGCUAUUCAAAUACCAGGCCUGGACAACCAUCCAACAUUACAAAUGUUAGGGUGAAUCCAGAAAGGACGUCUCCAACGCGAUUAGGAUUCACCUGGCAACCUCUCAACUGUAGAAAUGUGAAUGGAGUGAUCUGGUACUACUAUCUAAGAAUCUUCAAGGAUUGUGAUAGAGUUGGGCUACCGGCUGGGAGGACAUACUUGGAUAAUGACUUUUCAUACUCAUCAGUAGAGUUCAAUGGUCUUAAGGCAUGCACGAUGUACGAACUGCAUAUCAAUGCCGUCAACCGUGAUGUGAUCUAUGUUGAAAAUCUGUUUCGUGCUAUCGGUGUAACAGGAGUUACUUCCGUGGUAAGGGGAGAGGAGAGCUUACCCAUCAAUGUUAUUGGAGACACACGAGGUGGAGAACCCUCUGCCAUUGAAUCAGUUUCGUACACCUCUACUGCUCACUCAUUGCACUUUGUGUGGGAGGAACCCUCUUGUGAAAACCUACAAGGUGUUUUGGAUGGCUAUGACGUCGAUCUCUACGAUCCUACUGAACCUCCAAGCUUUCUCGAAGCUAACAUAAUCGUCCUAGAUGUGACCUCUCACUCGAUCACCAUAAGAUGGGCACCUUGGAAUGAGACUUAUGAUCGUGGUGAUGGGCCAGUGAUUGGAUAUCGAGUCUACUACAACACACACGAACAGGAUGACAUAGCCAAGGCCCCAGGACAUCUCAUCAUAGAUCCAACUUUCACCAUCAAUAAUUUGACACGGGACACAGAGUACGAUUUCAGAGUGACGGCUUCGAGAGAGGGGCCAGUGGGUGAGGGGAUGUUGAGCUCAGUAGCAGGAGCAAGGACAAAGUGUACUGGUAAGAGCAGUAGAUAA